Messenger RNA from Penicillium macrosclerotiorum, 1932 nucleotides. RefSeq lists its product as uncharacterized. The transcript has 3 exons. NCBI's taxonomy places the organism in Eukaryota, Fungi, Ascomycota, Eurotiomycetes, Eurotiales, Aspergillaceae. The coding region runs from base 1 to 1932 and encodes 643 amino acids. Gene Ontology annotation, molecular function: zinc ion binding; DNA-binding transcription factor activity, RNA polymerase II-specific; sequence-specific DNA binding. Gene Ontology annotation, biological process: positive regulation of transcription by RNA polymerase II. The record is from RefSeq and is a predicted model, not a curated record.
AUGUCUCCGCUUCCCGUCCCCGCACUCUUCCCCUUCAACUCCCGCAUGUCGCGCCCGUUCAAACCAAGAGAGAUUGCCUGCGCUCGUUGCUUCCGUCUGAAGCGAAGAUGCGACCAUGUGAAGCCUACCUGUGGUGAAUGUCGUCGCAAAGGUGCUGAAUGUCUGCCCGCUAGAUCGCGCAAGUCUGGGGACAGCAUCACUGUUCCAGUUGCCUACCUGAAGGAAUUGGAGCGGAGGGUCGCUGAGUUAGAAGGCUCAUCGCCAAAUACAAGAAACUGUGCAGAACUUUGCGAUGCUGGUGUUCAGACAGACCCUGUCCCGGAUGAACAACCACCUAUCCGCAUACCAUCAACGGCGCAAUCGCCAAAUUGGAGAAAGAAUAGAGCAGAAGAGGACAACGCCCUUAUGCUAUUAUCCGAGUCACAGCAGCGCCAGAGUCAUCAAAUACCACGGCUAUCACCGUUCUCCCAAUCAUCCUUUACAGAUACAUUCCUCCAAUUGAACGAUGAGUCGCUUGACUUCUUACGCCUCGAUAAAGGGCCAACUUUCCCUCUAAUCGGCAACGAUUCUAUAUGGCUCACUGAGCUCUACACUAAUAUCUAUUUUUCUAUAUCCUACCGAGAGUGGCCGUUUCUCAAUGAGUCGGCUUGGAAAUCCUGGCAUCGCGAGGAGGUUACAAGUGGCCAGGACGAGUGGCGAUUCUUUUUUCUGCGCAUAGUAUAUGCUAUUGGCGCCUCUUUAUGCAGUACGAUGCACCGAGACUCAACACAUCUGGCUCGCUCGAAAGAACUUUAUGCAUCUGCGAUGAGCUAUUAUCCCCUUGUUGUGGGUCACCCGUCCAUGGUCCUACAGGUCCAAGCAUCCUUGCUAUUAAUCAUCUAUGCCCUCCAUUCACCAUCCUCCGAGGAAAUUGCAACCAUUGUCUCUUCAAUACUACCGUUUUGCGUCACUGCAAUCACACAUCUGCGAAAAUGCACUCGAACAAACAGCGAAGAUGAAAUGGUCUCAGCUUCUGGGGAGGUAUUAACGGAGAACAUGUUUAUUGCUUGCUACAUGUUGAAUGAGGUUAUUGCAUCUGGUUGGGAUCGGCCGGUUUCAGCCUCCUACCGGAUUGUUGACGAUGACCUUUGCAUACUCGGCGAUACUAUUCAACCACCUGUGAAUACGAAUCCUGCUCUUGGUCACCUAUUUCGACUUCGCAAAAUUCAAUCUAAUAUCCGAAGAUCAUUGGAACGAUCUCGAUGGCAAUUCUCGGCAGAUAAGAUCUCUUUCAGCUCUUCUUUUAAGUCUGCUCUGGAUAUAUGGAGACAAGAUAUACCUCGCUACGGAACCUCUAGCGUUUCCAGUGGGUACUAUCAUCCUAAUUGGAUGACAAAAUUGUAUGAUUAUAGUAUCCUGAUUUUAAUGGAGGAGAAGCGGAACUUCCUCGAUCAUGAAGGAACACAAGAGAUUUUCUCGGCCGUGGUGGAGGUUUGUAUGAAAUUUCGUCGUUUGCAAGAAGAGGGACAUGUGAUGUGCUUUACCUGGUCUGCGCUUAUAUUCCAAUUUAGGGCCUGCAUUAUGCUUCUGUAUUUGAUUUGGGCAACAAGACCUUUGAUGGACGGCCCUAUCUUACUGGAGCAAAAUGGGUACGAGUGCCCGGAAGCUAUUGAAGCGUGCACCCAGAACCUGGCCUGCUUCGCAGAACGCUGGGACGAUGCAGUGCCGUAUUUCAAACUGUUCGGCUUCUUGCAUUCAAAGGUAUCACAUAAUAUCCCAACAGAAGCAAUGGAGAUUGAUCUGCCUGCAUUGGCCGAAGCCGAGUCCCAUCUGGAGCAACUCAAAAAGAAGUACCUUCAUCAGGCUCUUUUGGGCAUGAUCGAGGACAUGAUGUAUGGAGGCUUCGUCCAAUUUGAGACAAUAGCGGAUAAUUUUGUGACAGAUAUCAUAUGA